AUGGUUUCUAUUAAUUCGUUAUUGUUGGUUGCUGGUUUAUCUGGCAACGUGUUUGGUGCUGCAGCUGUCGCUAGAGAUGCUAAGGCUUCGUCUAGUGAUAAGAUUGAGCAACUGAAUGCUACUAAUUUCGACCAAAUUGUGGGAUCUAAGAGAUUUUUCGUUGCUGAGUUUUAUGCUCCAUGGUGUUUACAUUCAAAGAACAUUAAAGAAAGACUAGCUGCCGCUGCAGACAGAUUAUUACCAAGAGAUAUUGUUUUUGGUCAGAUUGAUUGUACUGAGAAUAAAGAAGUUUGCGAUAAAUACGAGAUCGAUGCUUAUCCGACUUUAAAAAUAUUCAAAGAUAGCAAUUUGACUCAUCCAAUUGCUUGGGAGGGUUCCACUAACGUGGAUGGGCUUGUUGCAUACGCUUUGAGAAAGGAUACCGUGCCAGUCACUGUUGUGGACAGUGAAUCUGUUUUGCAAGAUAUUCUGAGAAACAGUGGGAAGCCCGUUGUUGUUAAAAACGCAAACGGUAAAUUCGACGAGCAAUUCGAGAAUAUUGCCAAGCAACGUAUGGAUAGUAUCACUUUUGUCUCAUUCCCAAGAGAAAAAGAUGCUACGUUCAGUUUAUACAUCAAUAAGGGUAAGAAUGCCAACGGUUCUCCAGAUAUUAAAGAAAUUUCUAAUUUGGAAAAUUUGGAAUAUUUCAUUAACGAUGAACAAAACUUCGUCAAAUGGAUCACUCAAGAGACUUUACCAGCUUUCGGUAACUUGACUGCCAGUACGCACUCAGUUUACGCUAGCUUAAGUGUCCCAAUCGCUUACUAUAUGUACAACCGUGAUGAAGAUGCUACUGACGAUAUCAUUCCAUUUAUGAAGGAAUUAGGUGAAACUUACCGUGGUAAAGUCAAUAUUGUUGGUGUCGACGUUCGUCAAUACAGUAAACCAAUUGAAACUUUAGGUGUUUUACCACAAUACCCAUUAUUCGCUAUUCAUGAUGUUCGCAAAAAUAGAAGAUACGUUUUACCACAGUUGGCUGAAGAAGAAUUCAAGAACUUGGAAGAACCAGUUAAGCUAUCUCAAAUUCAUAUGAAACAAUUAUUAGAAAAUUUCACUAAGGGUGAAGCUAAACCAAUGGAGAGAUCAGAAGAGGUACCAGCUAAACAAGACUCUGAUGUUUAUCAUUUAGUUGGCUCAACUCAUGACAAAUUUGUUUUCGAUGAGAAGAGGGACAUUCUAGUUAGAUACUAUGCUCCAUGGUGUAAUAUCUCUGCCAAGAUCGAGCCAUUGUUCAACAGAGCUGCCCAAAUCUUCAACGAAGAUGCUUCUUUGAAAGACAAAUUAGCACUAGCUGACAUUAACGCAUUCGACAAUGAUGUUUUAAGCGUUGAUAUCGAACAGUUCCCGACUUUAGUGCUGUUCCCAGCUGGCAAUAACACAAAACCAGUCUUUUUUGAAGGUGGUAAGAGUAUCGAAUCCAUUAUGGCGUUUGUUGAAAACAGUUCUACACAUAAAAUUCCAGGUAAGCAAAUGUUUGCUGCAUACAGACAGCGUGUUUUGGAUGAACAAAAUAAGAAAGAAUCCGCAGAAAAGGCAAAGAAGGCUUCUGAAGAACAAGCUAAAAAGACUUCUGAAGAACAAGCUAAGAAGACCUCUGAAGAACAAGCUAAAAAGAACGACCAACAACAGCAACAACAACAAGCUGUUCAUGAUGAAUUAUAA
Messenger RNA from Tetrapisispora phaffii CBS 4417, 1701 nucleotides. RefSeq lists its product as uncharacterized. Gene Ontology annotation, molecular function: protein disulfide isomerase activity. The record is from RefSeq and is a predicted model, not a curated record. NCBI's taxonomy places the organism in Eukaryota, Fungi, Ascomycota, Saccharomycetes, Saccharomycetales, Saccharomycetaceae. Gene Ontology annotation, cellular component: endoplasmic reticulum. Gene Ontology annotation, biological process: protein folding; response to endoplasmic reticulum stress. The transcript has a single exon. The coding region runs from base 1 to 1701 and encodes 566 amino acids.